Molecule: messenger RNA, 1743 nt
Organism: Triticum turgidum subsp. durum (durum wheat)
Lineage: Eukaryota; Viridiplantae; Streptophyta; Magnoliopsida; Poales; Poaceae
Source: the annotation of a GenBank genome assembly
AUGGCUAGGUGGAUGGUCUCAUCUAGGAAAUCUAUUGACGGGAAGUGGGUAUCAUUCUCUAUGAAUUAUGUGCUCACAAGCUUAGCCACUGGAACGACGACGACAAGGUUUAUCCCUUGUAGACGAGCUGGGUUUGGAGAUUGUGUCUUUUCUAGGGAAAUGUCUGAUGUUGAGAUGGACAAUUGGGGAAGAGCAUUGUUGGAUACACCCCCUAGUUUUAUCUACAAGCUCUUAGUUAACGAUGGCAAGCGCCCCUCCGCCGCCGCCGCCGGAGACGACCCCUUCUUCGAGUCGGAGCCCAAGCGCCGCCGCGCCCGCGCGGACGAGGACAUCGAGAGCGGGGACAGCGACGACGACACCCUCGCGCUGGGCGGCGCCGUCGCGGGCGGGGAUGAGGAGGAGGAGGAGGAGGAGGAGAAGGAGACGGCCGGGGAGAAGAGGUUGCGGAUGACCAAGGAGUACCUGGAGAGGAUCGCCGACGCGGUGAAGAGGAACAAGGAGGAAGAGGAGGAGGACGACGACGAAGAUGACGACGAGGAUGAUGGUUUGCCCGGGGGGAGGCGGGUCGCCAAGCUCCUCCGGAAGAAGCAGCUCGUGGAGAGCGGCAGGCAGCGCCUGAGCCUCGCCGCAAGGGUGUUACCACCUGGCCAGCAGGAUGGAUUCAAAUUUAUAGCCAAGCACCGGCAGCCAGUGACUGCCGUUGCUUUGUCGAAGGACAGCGACAAGGGGUUUUCGGCAUCCAAAGAUGGAGUUAUCCUCCAUUGGGAUGUCGAGACCGGGCAAAGCGAGAAGUAUUUGUGGCCAACUGAAAAGGUGUUGGUUUCUCACCAUGCUAAAGCUCCUCUCUCUAAGAAGAGAAGCCAGCAGGUGCUUGCACUGGCUGUUAGUUCCGAUGGGCGAUACUUGGCCACUGGUGGCUUCGAUAGGCAUAUCCAUUUGUGGGAUGUUCGAUCACGGGAGCACAUACAGGCAUUCAGUGGACAUAGAGGGCCCGUAUCCUGUCUUGCUUUCGGCCUGGACUCUUCAGAGCUAUUCUCUGGUUCUUAUGAUCGUUCAAUAAUGCAGUGGAAUGCUGAAGAUAGAACAUACAUGCACUGCCUAUAUGGUCAUCAGGGUGAAAUAUUGACAACUGACGCACUCAGCAAAGAUAGACUUCUGACUGUAGCACGGGAUAGAACAAUGCAUCUUUGGAAGAUACCGGAGGAGUCACAGUUAGUCUUUCGUGCUCCUGCUGUGUCUUUGGAGUGCUGCUGCUUUAUCGAUGACAAGGAAUAUUUGUCUGGAUCAGAUGAUGGAAGCCUCGAGCUUUGGAGUGUUAUGAGAAAGAAACCUACUCACAUAAUAAAAAAUGCCCAUCCAGCAUUAGCUCCUAGUUCACUUGACAGUGCUGAUGAAAAGUUGCCCAAAGAAAAUGGAAUUUGUAAGCCUCAAAGCCUUUCAUCAGCUCAUUCAUGGAUUAGUGCUGUUGCUGCAAGAAAAGGUUCUGAUCUGGCUGCGUCUGGAGCAGCUAAUGGUGUUGUUCGCCUUUGGACAAUUCAACCUGAUUCAAAAGGGAUGCAGCCAUUGUUCGACUUGCCACUGGAUGGCUUUGUCAAUUCUCUUGCAAUAGCAAAAUCAGGACGCUUCAUUGUUGCUGGUGUUGGCCGAGAACCUCGUCUUGGAAAAUGGGGCCGAGUCGCAACAGCAAAGAAUGGGGUUGCAAUUCAUCGGCUCAGUCUACAAGAUGACUCUGAAGAUUUGUAA